This is a messenger RNA of Oryctolagus cuniculus (rabbit), 2361 nucleotides long. NCBI's taxonomy places the organism in Eukaryota, Metazoa, Chordata, Mammalia, Lagomorpha, Leporidae. The record is from RefSeq and is a predicted model, not a curated record.
GCUCUCGGCGUCCCCUUCCUUUAGCGCCUUGCUGCGGGGCCACGGAACCUCAGCGGGAGGAGGGGGCGGCGUCCAGCAUCUGUCACCGGUGGGGGACUCACUUCGGGGGAACGGAAAACCGGAGCUGUAGCCCGGGGCCAGUCCAGCGAGGCUGAAGUGUAAGUGCAGGCUCCUUCUUCAGCUGUCACCUGCAAAUGUAAGUCAGGUGAACCAGGGUCUCUUUUCAAGCACUUUUCCUGCUUUCUGCUUUGAUUGAACUUGCAUCCAAAAUGACCACCCUGCCUCCACUGCCCGUGACACACCCAAAGCUUGUGACCUUAGCCAAACAGAAGCUGCCAUGCUCCCGUGGAACCAUUCCCAGGUCUCAAUUGAUCAAAGAGAAAGAUGACAUAGAUCAUUAUCUGGAGGUGAAUUUCAAAGGAUUGUCAAAAGAGGAGGUUGCUGCUCACAGGAACUCCUACAAGAAGAAUAUCUGCGUUGACAUGCUGCGGGACGGUUAUCACAAGUCCUUCACGGAGCUCUUCGCUCUCAUGGAACAGUGGGAGGCCCUGAGGGAGGCCGCGAGACUCCGGUCCCUCAUCUGGCAGCAGAAGCCCCUGGAGGAGCAGCCGGAUAAACUGGACUACUUCUACCACUACCUGACCAGGGCUGAGGCUGCCGAGAGGAAAGAAUACUUUGAAGAUGUAUAUAACAAUUUGUAUGCUCUGGCCUGUUACUUCAAUAAUUCUGAGGACAAGUGGGUAAGGAACCAUUUCUACCAACGAUGUUUUAAGAUCGCUCAACGGGUCAAAAUUGAUGGCGGGAAGAAGGAAGCCGAGGCGUAUGCGCACAUGGGUCUUCUCCAUGAGGAAGAUGGUCAGCUUCUGGAAGCUGCCGGGUAUUAUGAGACAUUCCAUCAAUUGACACAGGGGCGGCUAUGGAAGGAUGAGACAGGCCACAUCCUCAACUUGCUGGCCUGUGAGAGUCUCCUGAGGACUUACAGAUUACUCUCCGACAAGAUGCUGGAGAAUAAAGAAUACAAACAGGCCAUCAAAAUUCUAAUAAAAGCUACUGAAAUAGCCAAAGAAGCAAAUGACAAGAAGAUGGAAGGAGAAGCUUCCUAUUACUUGGGAUUAGCACACUUGGCUGCUGCAGAGUACGAGACAGCAUUAACAGUCCUUAACACGUGCUGCAGAAUCUCUGCAGACCUCGAUGAUGAUCUCAGCCUGGGGAGAGCCUAUGAAGCAGUAGCCAAGGUCUUGAGGAGCCAAGGAGAGACAACGGAAGCAAUUAAAUACUUGAAAAAGUACUUGAAAAUUUCCAGAAACACUUUUCAAAGCCUAGAUAUUGUGAGAGCAAGUACAAUGCUUGGAGACAUCUACAACGAAAAAGGAGACUACAGCAAGGCUUCUAAAUCCUUCCACCAAGCUUUUGACACAACUGUAAAGCUAAUGAACAUGUCUCUGAUGGACGAGACCAAAGUUCAUUAUGGAAUAGCAAAAGUGGAUCAGAUGAUGCUGACAAUAAGCAGCUACAUAGAAUCUGCAGAUCUCACCAGCCUGGACUCCUUGCUGUCUUGGAAGGAGAGCAGAAGUGACAUUGAGCUUGAUCUGGUUACUGGAGAGUCUAGAAGAUCCACAGAAGAAAGUGAAAUUCAAAACACAGAAUAUUUGGAAGAAUUCAACAGGUUUCUAGAUGAAAAAACUGAAACUUAAAUCAAGCAGCUUUUGACUCAACAUCAAAGCAAGAAGAAAUUUAUCACAUCAUUUUGACUUUGAUCCCUGUAAUAGGAACAUGUCACAAAUAAUAUAGGGUUAUAAUAAAAUUGACUGACUUGGUUUUUGGUUUGCUACAAAUUUAGACUAUAACAUCUAAGUCCCUGAAAAUUAUACCUACCCCACAUGCAUAGUAAACUGACAAUUAUCCAUAAAAUAAACUACAAAAUUUUUCUUCUUACGAACUACUCCACAAGAAGGAGUGAUACAGUAGAAUCAAAACUCAUUAUUUCUAAUGAGAAAAUAAUUAUAAGUUUAUGGAAAUCUCCUGUGUUGAAUAAAUUCAGAAUAAUCUAAAAUUUCAGGGAAGCUUUUCAACAUAGAUAAAAGGAUUGUAAGUGAUAAAGUAAUUGCAUUGGUAAGUACCAUCAAAGGAGUUUGCUUUACCUACAUAAAAGUAUGUUUUGUGACAGUUUUAGCAGAUAGAAUAUAACCUAACUUAUUCAUGUCGAUUUUAAAAGAUUAAGAAAAUCCUUCAGUCUUCUCUAAUGUGUCUUGCAAUAGAAAGGACACAGCUGAGAUGUUUAUGUGUAUACUAUCUGCAAGUCUCAGGGGAACCCAUGAAGGAAAUGCAUUACCAACAAUAAAGACUUCUGUUCUCAUUUAA